Heterobasidion irregulare TC 32-1 is the source of this 543-nucleotide messenger RNA. RefSeq lists its product as uncharacterized. NCBI's taxonomy places the organism in Eukaryota, Fungi, Basidiomycota, Agaricomycetes, Russulales, Bondarzewiaceae. Gene Ontology annotation, cellular component: endoplasmic reticulum membrane. Gene Ontology annotation, biological process: intracellular sphingolipid homeostasis; negative regulation of ceramide biosynthetic process; ceramide metabolic process. The transcript is spliced from 5 exons. The record is from RefSeq and is a predicted model, not a curated record. The annotation marks the transcript as partial.
CGCGCCCGCAGCGGGAGCCUACUCAAGGUCGAGAAGGUCGACAGCUCGACGGAGGAAGUCCUCGACCAGGGCGCGUACGCGAACAUCAACGCCGAAUGGGUCAACCGCAAGGGCGCCUGGCUUAUACAUGUCGUCCUCAUCGCGACCGGGAAGGUCGUCAUCGACAUUAUCCCCGGCAUGACGCAGGAAAUUAGCUGGACGACGGUCAACCUCUGUUACCUUGCUUUAUCGUAUCUCAUGUUCCACUGGGUGACGGGCAUCCCGUUCCAGAACGAGAUGCACGGCGGUGCGUACGACGACCUCACGCUCUGGGAGCAGAUCGACGAGGGCGCACAAAAUACGCCGUCCAAAAAGUGGCUCUUCUUCGUCCCUGUGGCUUUGUUCCUCAUGUCCACGCACUACACAAACUACGACCCGUGGCUCUUCGCCAUCAAUCUCUCCGCGCUCAUACUCGCCCUGAUCCCGAAGCUUCCCUUCGCCCACCGGCAGCGCGUCCGCUUCAUGACCGAAGACCAAUCCGGCAUGGCUACGCCCGUCACGCCU